Molecule: messenger RNA, 6266 nt
Organism: Oncorhynchus tshawytscha (Chinook salmon)
Lineage: Eukaryota; Metazoa; Chordata; Actinopteri; Salmoniformes; Salmonidae
Product: pumilio homolog 2-like
Exons: 23
Coding region: 257-3913 (1218 amino acids)
Biological process (GO): regulation of mRNA stability; miRNA processing
Cellular component (GO): cytosol; cytoplasm
Molecular function (GO): mRNA 3'-UTR binding
Source: RefSeq, a predicted model, not a curated record
AACUUGGAGGGGGGCCAUGUUGUUAGUGAGUGUGUAGUUACCCAGCAGCAAUGGUGUUUUGUUAAUGCAGCUCACCAGACGGCAUUUGUAUGGUUCGCUCGGUUAAAAACGUUUGAUUACAACUGUUCAGCGGCGUGUGAACAACGGAGAACUAUGUUUUUAUUGUAUGCACUUAUUUAACUACAAUAGCUAGCUAGUAAUUUUGGGGGGUAUUUUAUUUAUUUUUAUUAUCAAACUGAAAAGGUUUCCCCGUGGAAUGAGCGUUCCAUGCAGCAUCCUAGGUAUGAAUGACGUGGCCUGGCAGGAGACACGAGGCGGGAUGCUGCACACAAACGGUGCUCCUGAAGCCGGGGGCGUCAGAGUUCACGGAGGGGGAUCCCUGGCUGCCAUGGGGGUUGCAGGUCAGGGUCCCGGAGGGCCACACCGUCUGCAGGGACCCAACCCCAUCCCAGGUACCCCACAGCCUCCACUAAGUGGGCGCUCUCAGGAUGAUGCCACAGUGGGUUACUUCUUCCAGAGGCAGCCUGGGGAGCAGCUGGGAGGUUGCACCUCCAGCAAGCACCGUUGGCCCACUGGAGACGGCAACCACGUUGACCAGGUUCGAACUGUGGAUGAGAUGAACUAUGGUUUUCAAGCCCUUGCUUUGGAGUCCAGGGGCAUGGGUGAGCUCCUGCCAGCAAAAAAACUGUGGGAUUCGGAUGACUUGUCCAAGGAUGGAAGGAAAGGGAUGCUCCUUGGAGAGGAAUGGCGGGAGAAUGCUUGGGGAUCUUCUCAUCACUCUGUGUCCCAACCAAUCAUGGUGCAGCGACGACCCGGACAGGGUUUCCAUGGGAACGGCGACGCCAACUCCGUGCUGUCCCCUCGCUCCGAGGGUGGAGGCCUGGGCGUGAGCAUGGUGGAGUACGUCCUGAGCUCCUCCCCCGGGGACAAGAUGGAUGGCCGCUACAGGAACGGUGGCUACGGUGGCGGGGACGCUGACCCGGACGGGAGGGAGAAAGGUAACGCCCAAGACCAGACGUCCCCGUUUGAAGAGGACAAGAGCCCAGAAAUGAAAGUGGGAGAGGAGAGUGAUGCGGCCAAGGCCAAUGGUAGAGGCCUGCUCAAUGGCAUGGACAGAGACUGCAAAGACUUCAAUCCCACCCCAGGAAGUCGCCAGGCCUCCCCCACCGAGGCGGUGGAGAGGAUGGGCCCCGGCCAGGCCGGGCUGGAGAUGAUGGUCCAGCAGCACCAGCAUCAGCAUCAGCAACACCACCUCCAGCACCAGACCAUGCAGCCCCAGAACAAGCCCCAGCAGCAGGAGGACUUCCAGAGCCAGGAGGCCCAGAACAUGGGCAACAUGGAGCAGCAGCAGGGUGUGGAGUCACUCCAGUUCGACUACGCCGGCAACCAGAUCCAGGUAGACUCCUCCGGCACCCCCGUCGGCCUGUUUGACUACAACUCCCAGCAGCAGUUGUUCCAGAGGUCCAACCAUCUGACUGUCCAGCAGCUCACUGCUGCCCAGCAGCAACAGUAUGCCCUGGCUGCUGCCCAGCAACAACACCUUGCCGGCCUUGCUCCCGCGUUCGUGCCAAACCCAUACAUCAUCAACACUGGACCCCCCGGAACCGACCCUUACACCGCUGCAGGACUGGCCGCAGCAGCUACACUUGCCGGGCCUACAGUGGUUCCUCCCCAGUACUAUGGUGUUCCUUGGGGCGUGUACCCAGCCAAUCUCUUCCAGCAACAGGCUGCCAGUCACAACGCUAACCAGCAGGGAUCCAAUCAGGGACCGGGGCCAGGACAGCAACAGGUGAUGCGCCCCGGGAACAACCAGCGCCCUCUCACCCCUGGUCAGGGCCAGCAGAGCCAGCAGGAGUCUCUGGCAGCAGCUGCCGCCGCCAAUCCUGCCCUCGCCUACGCUGGUAUGCCAGUUUGUCUGUCUCCUGCCCACCCAGGUUACCAGAUGCUGGCCCCCGCCGCUUACUACGACCAGAACGGAACCCUGGUGAUGGCCCCUGGGGCCCGCGGUGGUCUGGGAGGGCCCGUCCGCCUGGUCCAAACCCCGCUCCUCAUCAACCCACAGGCCGCAGCGCAGGCUGCGGCUGCGGCGUCAGCGUCCGGCUCGGGCAACAACAUGUCAGGCCCCCAGCCCAAUGGCCUGUACCGCUCCAUGUCCCAACCCCAGCAGCAGCCCCAGCAGCAGCAGAACCAGGGCCUACCCUCCAGCUCCUUCUACGGCUCUGGGUCGGUGCCGGCCAGCUCCCAGAGCAGCUCCCUGUUCUCCCACACCUCCCAGGCUCCACCGCCCACCUCGUCUCUAGGAUUCAGCGGUGCCGGCGGCUCCCUGGGCGUGGGCCUGGGCUCGGCGCUCGGAGGCUUCGGCUCCUCAGUGUCGAGCUCCACCAGCAGCAGUGUCUCUCGCCGGGACUCCCUGCUGGCCAACUCGGACCUGUACAAGCGUGGAGGUGGUAGCAGCCUCACCCCCAUUGGUCAGCCCUUCUACAACAGCCUGGGCUACUCCUCGCCCAGUCCCAUUGGCCUAACACCGGGCCACUCCCCCCUCACACCCCCACCCUCUCUGCCCUCCUCUCACGGCUCCUCCUCCAGCCUUCACCUGGGCGGCCUGACGAACGGUAGCGGGCGCUACAUCUCGGCGGCGCCCGGCGCGGAGGCCAAGUACCGCAGUGCGGGGGGCACCUCCAGCCUGUUCAGCUCCAGCAGCCAGCUGUUCCCGCCGUCUCGGCCCCGCUACAGCCGCUCAGACGUCAUGCCCAGCGGGCGCAGCCGCCUGCUGGAGGACUUCCGCAACAACCGCUUCCCCAACCUGCAGCUGCGUGACCUGCCCGGACACAUGGUGGAGUUCUCCCAGGACCAGCACGGCUCCAGGUUCAUCCAACAGAAGCUGGAGAGGGCCACCCCAGCAGAGAGACAGAUGGUGUUUGGGGAGAUCCUGCAAGCAGCCUACCAGCUGAUGACAGACGUGUUUGGCAACUACGUCAUCCAGAAGUUCUUUGAGUUUGGCAGUGCGGAUCAGAAGCUGGCUCUGGCCACGCGUAUCCGCGGCCACGUGCUGCCCCUGGCCCUGCAGAUGUACGGCUGCCGGGUCAUCCAGAAGGCCCUGGAGUCUAUCUCCUCUGACCAGCAGGUAAUUAGUGACAUCGUACGAGAACUGGACGGCCACGUGCUGAAGUGUGUGAAGGAUCAGAACGGGAACCAUGUGGUGCAGAAGUGUAUCGAGUGUGUCCAGCCCCAGGCCCUGCAGUUCAUCAUCGACGCCUUCCAGGGCCAGGUGUUUGUGCUGUCCACCCACCCUUACGGCUGCAGGGUGAUUCAGAGGAUCCUGGAGCACUGCACCCAGGAGCAGACCCUGCCCAUCCUGGAGGAGCUGCACCAGCACUCUGAGCAGCUCGGCCAGAAAUAUCAAGGCGUUUCAUUGGAGAUGACACCCAAAACAUAUUAUACAGUUUCCAGCGACGCACUGUUUAAGGAUCAGUACGGCAACUACGUCAUCCAGCACGUCCUGGAGCACGGCAGACCCGAAGAUAAGAGCAAAAUUGUGGCAGAGGUCCGCGGAAAAGUGCUCCUCCUGAGCCAGCACAAAUUUGCAAGUAACGUGGUGGAGAAGUGCGUGAUCCACUCGUCCCGUGCCGAGCGGGCCCUGCUGAUUGACGAGGUGUGCUGCCAGAAGGACGGCCCCCACAGCGCCCUGUACACCAUGAUGAAGGACCAGUAUGCCAACUACGUGGUGCAGCGGAUGAUCGACAUGGCCGAGCCCGCACAGCGCAAGAUCAUCAUGCACAAGAUCCGGCCCCACAUCGCCACCCUGCGCAAGUACACCUACGGCAAGCACAUCCUGGCCAAGCUAGAGAAAUACUACAUGAAGAGUAGCUCUGACCUGGGGCCCAUCGGAGGGCCCACCAACGGCCUCAUGUAGUCCUGCCUUCUGUGUCCACUGACUAAAGGCCAGAGUAGGAGCUGCCCCCCUCACCUUAUUUCUAGUUAUGUAAAGAGGUGCUCCUGAGCCAUCAGGGCUGACCUUUGACACCCUCUGAAUUACCAAAAAGAUUUAAACGUCACCUGUGAAAUGCUGUGACAUCUGACCCCUGCCACUCUAAUGCUACCCUCAGCGCUUGUGGCCACCAUGGAGGGUAGCAGACAGUUUUGCAGGCAAUCUCUUGGGUAAAGCACAGCCCCCCCCCACACACACAAUUUGUUUAUGAUGUAACUGGCUGGUUUUUCUUAUAUAAUCCUGUACAUUUAGUUUUUUUACCUUGUAAAUUCUCUGUAGAAGAAGAAAAAAAGAACCGCAUUUGCUGAUAAUGUACAAUUCUUACAAUUACACCAGCAAGUGACUUUAUAAGGCCGAACUUGAGUGAUCAUUUUAAACAAUUUUUCAUUUGUUUUUGUACCCAGACUUACUACUACUAUCAGCUGUUAUAAUUAAAAGCCAGGUGUUUAAAUAAUUAUAUAUAUCUUUCUACUACCACAAAAUGAUCCCAAUGCCAAAGCAGCUGAUGGAUCCAUUUCUACUUCUUGCACUGCAUAGUAUGGAUAGAUAAUGAAACCCAUCUGUCCCACUGACGAUUACUAUGUCUCUCGUGCCAAUGAGUUAGUCAUCCACUGGUCUCUACUUGAACACCUACAAUGCUUUGUGCUUCAUAUUUAGUGGAGUGUCAUCCACUUGCCGGCUUGUGAUCGCCGCGAUUAAAAAAAAAAAAUUGUCUCUGUUUUUCCGCAGACUGGCCUACUCUUUCUCUCACACUCUUUGCUUAAUUUGACUAGUCGGCUCCGGGCGACAAAUGGCAUGGUUAUUCAACAGUGCACAUAUGCUGUUGCAUCUGUAAGCAGUGAUUCCACUAAAUCCCACCUAUACGGUCUUUUUUUUUCUCGCAGAUCAUUCAAUGGUUGCUUGGGCUUACAGCAGACACGGGUAGCGUGGACGUUUAUUCUCUUUCAGAAGCAGAGCACAAGGUUGGGUUGUAUAGUGGAAGUGUAACUUGGUUGUAAUCUUUACAGUAAAUGACCGUAGCGGGGCGUGUGUGGGUGGGGGGUAAGCAUAGGCAUGCUGUAACAGGUUUUUAAUAACUUGACUGAUUUCUUUAUCAUGUUUUGUGGAACAUCUAUCUGUCUUGUAGUUUUGAGAUGAACACUGCCCUAGAAGCGGUAUCUUUAUGUACUGAAUAUUCAUCUCUUGCGUAGAAAUAGUUUAGCAAAAAUGUAUAGCAUCUUUGUGUAUGAGUAAAUAUUAAAUGGUUGCUUUUUUGGCUAGGGGGCUUGGGGUAAGAGUUUUUAUUUAAAUUUUUUUUUUUUGAAGUGGCUCAUCCCAAGUAUGUAAAGCGGAGGGUAGAAUUGGGAAUGAAAUUAGGAAAAAUAACAGGAUGGUUUUAUGCGAGACCGACCGUCAUGAGGUUGUUUUAAUUUAGUUAUUCCUCAUUUUAAUUUUUCUUCUGGUCUGAAUAUUCAAGUGAAUUAGGUGGGGUGAGUAGUGGGGCCAUCUAAAAAGUUAUACAACUCCUCUGUGACGCUAGUAGUAAUGGCUUUUGCUUCAUAUGAAUAAUUGUAGAAUACAUGUAGUAUAUGUGCAGUUGAUAAGUGUGUAAGUUUAAUUGUGGUGUUUGACAGGCCUUGAUAAAUUGGUAGUGAUGCUUUUUUAUUUUGUCUGUACAGUUGUACAUUUGUAAACGUUGAUGCUGUAAAUGGAUGUCUUUUACACUUUUGGGGGAAAAAUUGCCUAAAUGUGCAUUUUGAUGUAUGUAUGUGUGUGUGUAUAUUCAUCACUCCUUUCCCCUCAAAUAUAAUGUAUACAGUUUUAUUUGAUCAAGCGUUAUUUUAAAACAAUCUUUUUAUGGCUUCUCGAUCUGACAUGGUUUUGUUUUAAAUCUGUUAUGAGAAAGGUCGGCCUCGUUUUGUAUGCGGAGCUUUAUAACGUCUCCUGUUUAUAUUGUCUUUCUGACGUGUGACAGUUUUAAAGGAACACCAAUGCUCUGUACUUAAAAUGAGGCUGCUUCUGGUCCCCUCUGCUGCCAUGGAAACUUCACAGGAUAUGACAGAAUUAUUUUUGUACAGAAGAGUGCUGUAUUUUGGAACAGCUACUACCUUGUAAGCAAAAGAAAUGUAAGAUAUUGUCAAUUAUAUAAAUAUGAACAUAUGAGUUUUGUCACACUGUCAAAGUCUUGUACAUUUUCAGGUGGCCUUAUGUACAUUUCCAGACAUUUAGAUGAAGAAAAAAAUACUCAUUUUUUGGAAGCAGAAUUGUGGCUGUAUGAUUAAACCGUUCUAACAUUUGA